Molecule: messenger RNA, 1374 nt
Organism: Penicillium soppii
Lineage: Eukaryota; Fungi; Ascomycota; Eurotiomycetes; Eurotiales; Aspergillaceae
Exons: 2
Coding region: 1-1374 (457 amino acids)
Biological process (GO): secondary metabolite biosynthetic process
Molecular function (GO): FAD binding
Source: RefSeq, a predicted model, not a curated record
AUGCCUGUCCCAAUUUCAGAAGAAAAAGACCGCGUUUCAGUCGCCAUCAUUGGCGGCGGUAUCGUUGGCCUCAUCCUCGCAGUCGGUCUUAUCCAACAAAACAUCGAAGUAACAGUAUACGAACAGGCUCAAGGCUUCCGUGAAAUCGGGGCCGGAAUCGCUUUUACGGCCAAUGCUAUCAAGUGCAUGGAAAAAAUUGAUCCGGCAAUUGUUACGGCCUUGCGCUCUAGCGGAUCGGUCGCGACCUCCAAUGGUGAUGAGACAGACCCUAAUGACUACCUCCGCUGGAUCGACGGAUACAACCAAAUAAAUCAAGAUGAUCCAUACUAUCAGCGCAUGUUGUACAAGAUAGAUGCUGGGUAUCGGGGAUUUGAAGGAUGCAGACGUGAUCAGUUCCUUGAGUCUUUGGUGAAGAUUAUUCCUGAAGACGUGAUUCACUGUCGGAAGAGACUGGAAGACCUGCAAGAAGGAGAAGACGGAAAGCUUCACCUGGUGUUCGAGGAUGGGAGUGUCACAGAGGCUGAUGCGGUAAUUGGCUGUGAUGGCAUUAAAUCCCGAGUCCGCACCGUGCUUCUUGGGGAAGAAAGUCCAGCCAGUCACCCUGGAUACACACACAAGGUCGCUUAUCGUGCACUCAUCCCAAUGGAUGAUGCCAUCGAAGCCCUUGGGGAGUAUAAGGCAAAUAACCAGCAUAACCACGUGGGCCCAAAUGCACACCUCAUCCACUACCCUGUCGCCAACAAGAGAUUGAUCAACGCAACAGCCUUUAUAUCAGAUCGCAAUGAGUGGAAACAUGAGAAGACCACUGCAAUGGGUGAAAAGGCAGAGCUCCUCUCCGCUUUCGCGGGCUGGAGCCCAUGUGUGCGCAACAUCAUUGAUCUGUUCCCAGAAAAGCUUGACAAAUGGGCUGUGUUCGAUCUUUGGAAUUACCCAGCACCCUAUUACAACAAGGGAUCAGUGUGCGUUGCAGGCGAUGCUGCGCAUGCAUCGAGCCCACAUCAUGGCGCUGGUGCAUGUAUGGGUAUCGAGGACGGUCUUUGUUUGUCCACGCUGCUGAAAGAAGUAAAUAGAACAGUCAAAGAGAAUCCUUCAGCCAAAAGACACGCACUCGAGACAGCUUUCGAGACUUACAACGCUGUUCGUCGCACCCGAAGCCAGUGGUUAGUGAACAGCAGUCGACGGGUCUGUGACUUUUAUCAUCAACCGGAGUGGGCGGAGCAGGCAAAAUGGGUUAAAGCGCAGACGUGCUUUGAGGAGCUGAAGGAUCGAUCAUACAAGAUCUGGCAUUUUGACCAUGAAGGCAUGAUCCAGGAAACCAUUAAAGGCUAUUGUGGUAAUGUGCUGUUAAAUAAUAGAUCGGGUAGUGAGGUGUAA